UGCAGUUGAGUUUCAAGCUUUUAACGGAUGCAUGAUUCGUGGCAGUAAACAAAAUGGACUUGACAAUCUCAACUUUUUUGUCAGCAAUAUUCGUUCUUGUGUUAUUUUUAUCUAUAUUGCUGAUUAUUGUCAUAUAUGUGACAUCAAAGGCAUAUCCCGACCUGGGUCGCUAUGAUAGUGAGAAGUACUUUGAAGCUCCCGACAAGAAAGAUAAGUGCCCAUUCCCGAGUCUACAUGAUCCUCCAAGCGUUGAUCUCUCCGUCAUUGUGCCUGCUUACUUUGAGCAGGAAAGAUUGCCAGCCAUGAUGGAUGAAGCUUUAGAGUUUUUGGAUGACAAACAGAAAAAAAAUCCCUCGUACAGUUAUGAAGUGAUUGUUGUGAAUGAUGGCAGUACUGAUAAGACAUCUGAGGUGGCUUUGGAGUACACAAAGAAGUAUGGCAGUGAUAAAGUACGAGUUCUUACGUUGGAGAAGAACAGGGGCAAAGGAGGAGCCAUAAGACUGGGUAUGUUUGUAGCCCGAGGCCAAUAUAUCCUUUUUGCCGAUGCUGAUGGAGCCAGCAAGUUUAGCGACCUGAUCAAGCUGGAAAAAUUAAUGUCAGAAAUGCGCAACAGCGAAAACAUGGCCGUGGUUUGUGGUUCCAGGGCUCAUCUGGAGCAAGAUUCAGUGGCUGAGCGCUCCAUGUUCCGCACGUUCCUCAUGUACGGGUUCCACUUCCUUGUGUAUUUCCUGUGCGUGCGGGGAAUCAAGGACACACAGUGCGGGUUUAAGCUUCUCACCCGGGAUGCGGCCCUUCUGCUAUUCUCAAAUCUACAUGUGGAGAGAUGGGCGUUCGAUGUAGAUCUCCUUUAUUUAGCACAAAGAUUUAAAAUUCCAAUUGGGGAGGUGGCAAUCAACUGGCAAGAAAUAGAAGGUUCUAAGAUGAUUCCUGUUUGGAGCUGGCUUCAGAUGGGCCGGGACUUGUUAUUGAUACGACUGCGAUACGUUCUGGGUGCCUGGAGAAUCAACACAGACAUCAAGAAACUAAAAUAGAAACUUUGUUGUUAUUAGGUUGUAGGCUUUGUUAUUCCAAUUGACGUUUAAGUGUUCAUCAUGAUGAUGGUCACUGUAAAAAGGUAGAUGACUGUUCUAAAUUUAUGUAAAUGAAGUUGCAAGACAGCUAAGAUAGACAUGAAGUAACAGGGAUGCCAAUUUUCUUUUCUUAUUUUUUAAAUGAUUUUUAAUUACAAUUACCAGUAGAUCAAUAUAUAUAUAAAAAGUACAUAGUAUUUAUCUGUUUCGAUCUUCUUUCACAAAUAAAGUAUGUCUUGUAAAUACUGAUGGAAAUCUGAUUUAAAAUAAUGUUUACAAUAUGUUUACAAUGUUAUAUUCUUCUACUGGUUUCCUCUUUUUUUACAAUUUUGUGUAGGCAUCCCUCGUUAAAAGAUGGCAUGAAUAAGCUAUGAACUUUUGUAAAGAAGGAAUGGUUGGUUUGACAUAAGUGAGGAUUUCACUAUCGAUAUGUGGGAAUUGCCAUAAAGAAAAAUGUAGAUUAGUUUUGUGUUUUGCUAUCAUAUAAUGUAUCUGUGAUUUGUAAAAGUUAUACAAGUUGUUAAAUUAAUCCAUGUAUACAGACACGGACCUAUAAACCAUGGAUUGGAAACUGCCUGCUAUGUCUUUAUAGAGCUUUUGAAUUAACAUUAUCCAAGAUCAUAUCCAGGGUUUAUAGGUCUGUGAUACAGAACAUUAAGUAUUAUAAUGUAUUCAAUACAUAUUAUUGUUACUUAUCAAUCUUCAAAAGAAAAGAUAAGCAAUACUUUGGCAAGUGUUCUUAAAUAUUCUGUGACACCUACCAAAUUUCUGUGAGGAAAAGAGUGCAGCAAAAUAAGUGUCAUCCCUUUCUGCUCAGCAAUGUUGCAAGUAUAGCAUAUCAAUCCAUUUACGCUAGUUUUCAGUCAACUUUUCUGAAGUUAUAGAACUUGAAAUAUAUUUCAGCAAAAUUUAAUAAAAAAUAUAAGAAUAACUCAUUUUAUGCUUGAUUUUAUUAUUAAAUGGCACAUCUUGAA
Molecule: messenger RNA, 2044 nt
Organism: Mya arenaria
Lineage: Eukaryota; Metazoa; Mollusca; Bivalvia; Myida; Myidae
Product: dolichyl-phosphate beta-glucosyltransferase-like
Exons: 9
Coding region: 54-1031 (325 amino acids)
Cellular component (GO): endoplasmic reticulum membrane
Source: RefSeq, a predicted model, not a curated record